This is a messenger RNA of Planococcus citri (citrus mealybug), 4898 nucleotides long. RefSeq lists its product as uncharacterized. The record is from RefSeq and is a predicted model, not a curated record. The coding region runs from base 228 to 2087 and encodes 619 amino acids. The transcript has a single exon. NCBI's taxonomy places the organism in Eukaryota, Metazoa, Arthropoda, Insecta, Hemiptera, Pseudococcidae.
UGAUUGGGUUUUAUCAUCUAUAAGCUUCCUGCAUAUAAUUAAAGAGUUGAAAAGUCGUUGAAUUCUAAAGUUUCGUUAUAAGUUGAAAAUGAAGCCUUCUGCAUUUUUCUUACACAUCAUAUCACCCGAAGUGAGUCACCUUUAAUUCGAGUUCAGAAAAAGGAAGAAAAUAAUGCCAUCAUUUCAUAAAUCAUAUCCUACUAAUACACGCAAUACAUCGUUAAAAAAUGAACUCAAUCGCAUAUUGUACUAUUAUCCUAACGCUGAUUGAAACCUCCUCCUGUGUAUUUAAUCCUUACAAUGAAACCUUCAUCACUCGAAAGGAUUUUUUGGACAGGAGUGACUUAGUGGAAAAAUUCUUGAACUUUAAUCCCCCCUCUAAUCGCGUCGCUUAUUUUACCGCUCCUCAUAAUUUCGGCAAAACGAUGAUAUUGCGAAUGAUUCAAAAAUUCUGCGAAAUCGAAACGGAUUCUAUGCAUUACCAAUUCAAUUGGACUGACACCGAAGCCUACUGGAUUUUCAAGGAUUUGAAAAUCGGUCAACAGAACUGGACUUUCGAGCAUUUAGCCAGGUAUCCUGUAAUCUAUAUAAAUUUCUCUCACCCUUUUGAAAAUAUUUUCAUGAAUAAUGUUCAAGAAAAUGUGCUAUUUUAUAUGAAUCGAAUCGUAGGAUCACUUUACGACGAUUUCAAAUGGUUGAGAAUAUAUUGCAUGCAUAUCACGAAUAAGAAUUUAAGAUUCAGAGAACACGAGAUCGAGUUCAUCGAAAUGUCCAAUAAAAGGAGAUUAACCAGAAUGGAUAUCAUAGCUAGUAUAGAUUUUUUGGCUUCCAUGUUGUAUAAAUAUUACAACCGUAGCCGAGUUAUAAUAUUAAUCGACGAAUUAGAUAAACCUUUACAAGAAGCUUUGGCGUCAUCGGAAAACCUCAGCGAAGAAAUGAGAGUCCUAUACGAAUUAAUAACAGACGUGUUAAUGCAGAUUACUCAGCCUGAAAAUUCGUACAUAUACAAGAUCCUGAUAACCGGAGUAAGCAAUGUUAUGUUUAGCUCAUCUGUUAAAAAUAUGAGUCGAGUUGAUACCUACCCAUUUUUGGAGGAUCAUUACUUUAAUUUAUUUAGCGGAUUUUCCGAGUCCAAUUUGAACGAAUUGUUUGAUUGGUACAAGUACAACGAUAGUGAGAAAACGAGAGUUAGAAAUUAUUACAAACCUUAUUCGACUAAAGAGAAUCGUAUACCUAUUUACAACUCAUACUCCAUAAUGAGACAUUUUGGUGUCAAAGAGAGGACCGAUACAUCUCAAAUCAUACCCUAUUGGCAGCUCGGCAAUCAAGCCAUGUUCGUGUACAAAUUCCUCAAUUCUUACGAAUUUCUCGAAAUAUUUUCUCAGCUCUCUUUCAACAAAACGAUUCGAGUGGUUUUACCUGAUGUAAACGAUCCGGUGACUUUUGAAUUUUUAAUCAUGGGAAUCGAGAGUCAUUUCGACACAGAAGAGUUCCCUUUCACGGAAAUAUUGAUAAAUUAUUGCUUGGAGCAAGGAUACCUUACUUACACCGAUGAUAAAAAUAUUCUAGCGGUACCAAGUCCUGAAAUCAAAGAGGUUUUUGAAAGCAACCUGAUCACCUACUUUAACCAAAGUGGAAUUAACUUGACUGAAAUUGGUCAAUGUUUUUACAUGAUUUUGAACAGCACAACGGAAUCCAGUCAGCGUUUGGAGAGAAAAUUUCAAACAGUUUUGACGAAGCAGUUCGCCAAAGUGAAAAAGUCAGGCAGUGGGAAUUUCACUCAAGAGUAUACGUUUCUUUCGAUUAUAAAUUUAGCUGCGAAAAUUCUUGGGGUGUGUGGUGAAUUUUUUGAGUACUCGGCAGAUCAUUUGCAAGAGCCUGUUAUGAUUUAUGAAUUUGCUGAAUCGUCGGUCGUUGUCCACUUGAGGGAUCAGAAAAGAAAUUUUUCGAUCGAGGCUCUCGAACAAUCUGUCCAACAAGUUCUUGAAAGGACUGAUGUGAGACGAGCAAAAUCCAUAGGUAUUAAUGUUGAUAAAGAUAGAUUGGUGGAUUUGCAAAUCAAAGUGAAAAACUUGGAAGAAACUUAAAAAAAACAAUUUGUGGUAUCAGUAUUCUUGAUUGAAAAUAAACAAUAAUCUAAUUAAAAUAUUAACUGCUCAUAAUCAUGUAUUGAAUUUAUAUUAGGUAGAUACCUACAUAUUACCACCUAUAUAGUCAGGGGGCCCACAUAAGGAUCUUCUGCACCUCCCCCCACUGAUCCUCCGGGACAACUUUUUUCUUAAAGGGGGAGUCCUAAGGAACAUUUCUAGCCCUUGUCAUAAAAAAAAGGAGCCCUACUUACAAAAUGGCGGCCAUUUUGAUUAACAGACCAGCCAAAAUCUCAGAUUUUGCCUUUCAACAUAGGACUUGCACGAAAUUUUUUACAUCUUACAAAGGUAGAUCGAAAGAACAGGCAAACAUUCAUCAUCUGUCACAAUUUCAAGCGCUAAAGUGAUUUUUUCGAUUUUUGGUGAAUUUUCGAAAAUCUUUUGGCCAAAAAUGAGGGGAAAAAUCAAAAUUUUACCAAAUUGACCUAGAAAGCUGAAAUUUGGGAUAUACCCUAUUUUUGACCUUCCAAAUAGAUUGGAAACUGUUUCAAACAGUUUUGAGCAGUUCUGGAGCCUCCAGCAGAUUUUUAAAAAUCGAAAUUCCCACAAAAUUUCAUCAAAUGGAGUUGAAAAGCCUAAAAUUCGUCCUGCAAACAAAUUUCAAUACGCUACGAAGUCGACUGCAGGUGGAUUUCAUGUAGUUUUGGAGCCUCCAUCGACUUUUCGAAAAUUAUUGAAGCCUCCAGUAAAUUUUUGAAACUUGAAAUUUCCAAAUUUCAUCAAAAAUUGGGAUGGAAAGCCGAAAUGUACUCUGCACUCCAAUUUUAACACCCUCUAAAGACGACUUCAGGUGGGUUCAAGUCAUUUUGGAGCCCCCAGCGACUUUUUGAAAGGUUUUAUGGUAUUUUUAGGAAAAUUAAAAUUUCCAAAAAGUAGCUGGAAGCUUCAAAACCACCAUGCAGUCGAAUUCAUAUUGUAUUGAAAUUAAUUUGCAAAGUGAAUCUCGGCUUGCUAAACUCGAUUUGAUAACAUGUUGUGAAAAUUUCAAGUUUCAAAAAUCUGGCGGAGACUCCAGUUAUUUUCAAAAAUUCGCUAGAGGCUCCAAAAUGACUUGAACCCACCUGAAGUCGUCUUCAGAGGGUGUUAAAAUUGGAGUGCAGAGUAAAUUUUGGCUUUCCAUCCCCAUUUAUGAUGAAAUUUUGUAGGAAUUUCGAGUUUCAAAAAUCUGCUGAAGGCUCCAAAACUGCUCAAAACAGUUUGAAACAGUUUCCAAUCGAUUUGGCAGGUCUAAAAUAGGGUAUAUCCCAAAUUUCAGCUUUCUAUGUAGGUCAAUUUGGUAGAAUUUUGAUUUUUCCCACAUUUUUGGCCAAAAUUUAAUUUUUGAAAAAUCACCAAAAAGCGAAAAAGGCACUUUGGCAUUCGAAACCGUGACAGAUGAUGAAUUUUUGUCUGUUCCAAAUUUCAGGUUUCUAGGUCACUUUGCUGAGAAUGCUGAAAUUUUUAUUAGUCUAUUUUUAAUUUUGCCCCUUUGAAUUUUCAAAAAUUCUCCAAAAAUGUACAAAUCAAUUUCAGCAUUUGAAAUUUUGCCUGGUGGUAUAUUUUAUGAUCUUCUAUUGAUUCCUCUCUGUCCGGUUCAAAAUUUUUUGUGUCAAUUGGGAUGUAAUUUAAAUCAGGCUAAAAAGAGCAGGAAACAUACAGUACUUAAGUAAAGGGGGAAGAGUUUUCGAAAUUUCACAAAAUCUCUCAUUUUAUUCAUUUUUCAGUGUUUCUUGGUUUGGAGCGCAAAAAAUGGUUCAAAAUCAAAGACAUAAGGUCUGAAAAUUUUUAAUGUUCUGUAGCUCCUGAAAUGCUGGAUAAAAGCAAUUUUUGUUUGGGAAAAAUUUGGCAAUUUUUUUUCAUGUUUUAUUAGCAACCAGAUAACAUUCUGAAGCUCAUAUUGUUGUUUACAUGUAACUUCACGUGGUUGCAAUUUUCCAUUAAAUAGGGCUCAAUAUCUAGCUUUCAAGUAGGUCCUUACCUACGUUUUAUUCCAGCACAAUUUAAACGGUCACCUACAAAUGGUCAUUUUUCUAGUUUAGCUACUUUUACACGUGAUAUUAUACGCAACUAUAUCAUUUUCUCACCACCUUUAUAUAAUAUGAAUAAUUCAUCAAAACACAUAGCAACCUUUUCACAACCAUACGAAAUUUUGUUGUCAAUCUUAAAAACCACCCCCACAAAAAAAAACACCCUAGAUAGGUAUAUUUACCACGUAUGCAACCUCUUCGACAAUUGCGUACGUUUACGAAUCGAUCACAAACGUGAUCCAAUACCCAAAUUUUUGAAGGAAAAAAAAUCUCGGAAACUUUUUCCACAUCAUCAUCAUAUCAACAAAUGUCAAAAGCGAAGGAAAAAAAUGCGCUGAAAUUUUCACCUCGCGCCUUUUAGUACCGAUAAAGGAAACUAUACAACUUAAUAUGACUGUCAAUUCAAAUCAAUUCGAGGUCGUUGAACACAGUUUCGUUUUGCAAACCUACGCUAAUCAAUACCAGCUGAUGAAAUUUUCGCCGCAAAAUGUCAAAUUAUAAUAUUUUUUUAGCAUAUAAAUAUAAACCUAGCUAGCUCACGAGCUGGUGAAUUUAUACAUACAUACGUGUAAGUGUAUUUUGGCUUGCUAUACUAUAGCAAUCAGCAUCGGCAGUCGAAAUACUCGUAGAGGCAAUAGUGACGCAGGACCCAGCUUCACACGCGUAGCAUUCUUAAUACUAUAUAUAUGUACAUACUACACUUACUAUACAUCGAACAAAUAAACACUUUUUUUGAAAAAUGUUA